AUGAAUUCAAUAGAGGCUGAAAUUGAAGUUAAGUAUGAACAACAAAAAAGAAGAGAAAGAUAUGGUAAAAGAAAUGAUUCACGUCAAAGAAAACGUUUAGAAAAACAAAUAUUGGAUUAUCCUGACGUAUCAUCACCAACACAACAUACAAAGAAAAUAUUCGAACGAACAACAACACUUAAUGGGGAAGAUGAUCGUAGUACUUUUGUUUGUGAUGCUGAUGAAUACGACACAGACGACAAUAAUCAUCUAAUUGAAUAUAGAUUUAACGAGCAAGAAGAGACAAAUGGUAUUGAAACAAACAGUAUGUCCUUUCAUAUUUUCGAUGAUAAUUCAAGUGCAUCAUUGGUAUUACCUUUACAUGAUUACACUAACAAUUUAACAUUUGAUUAUUGUGAAAAUUUUAUGCUUCUUCCUCGUCAAGCGAACCUAAGUAAAAAACAUACAAAUGAUCUUUUAUAUUUUAUUAACACAGGAUUACCUGUUCCCAACAAUAUGCCAUCAACAGAAAAACAACUUUUGUCGAUACUUGACGCCCAGGAAUUAUUUACAAAGCGAUGUGUAUGUUUAUUAUGCUAUCGUGACUUUGAUUAUGAACAGAAUAUCUGUCCACAAUGUGGUUCAUUGAAUAAAAAUUCAAUUGCAUAUAUACACGAUUCUAAUGUUGAAUUGAUAAUUAAAACAAUUAUGACAAGAUUAGAUUUAAAUGUCAAUGAAUAUAAAAAUAAAAUAAACAUUAACGAUGAUGCAGAUAAAACAAAAGAUAUUCCAUUUGGAGAUUUAUACCAAAAAUUAUUAAAGGAGAAUAAUUAUCAAAAUAUGAUUAGUAUGCUGUUGCAUAUGGAUGGAAUUAGCAUAACACGGUCGACUAAAUUGAAGAUGUGGAUGUUCAGUAGUUCUAUUGUGGAACUACCUCCAAAACUACGUAGCCAACGAUCGAACAUGGUUCUUAUUUUGAUUUGGAUCGGUUAUGUUGAACCACGAUCGAAUUUAUGGCUAAAUAUGUCCAUAAAAAAUUUAGAAGUUAUUAAAGUACGAGGUAAUCUAUAUUUUAUUAUCUUGGAUUAA
Didymodactylos carnosus is the source of this 1068-nucleotide messenger RNA. The record is from the annotation of a GenBank genome assembly. NCBI's taxonomy places the organism in Eukaryota, Metazoa, Rotifera, Eurotatoria, Philodinida, Philodinidae.